Molecule: messenger RNA, 1794 nt
Organism: Rodentolepis nana
Lineage: Eukaryota; Metazoa; Platyhelminthes; Cestoda; Cyclophyllidea; Hymenolepididae
Source: the annotation of a GenBank genome assembly
AUGAGGCCCAAACAGAAGCAAAAUGCUAAGGAAACCCUAAUUCGUGUCAAAGAGUUGUGCAAUGAGCUACUUCGACUAUGUCACAAAUCUCCAGAGGCAUCUAAUUUUCUCGAUUACUUCGGAAGCCUUAAAUCAGUUACUUCUACCAUUGAAGGCUUUCAAAAGAAUUUAUCAAUCGUUGAAGCAAUUUCCAAAGGAGAUCGUGAGAUAAAGCUGAAAAGUCUCGAGCAUAAGUAUAAGGAUUAUUUAGAGUGCAAAAUUUCUAUUCAAAAUUCGGAAAGUGCUGGCUUUGGUCUUCGCGCUGAAGAACCAAUAAAAAAAAACACCAGGCUUCUCCAUGUUCCUGCUGAAGAUAUGUUAUAUCUGAAAAAUCUAACCACCCAACUUCCUAAGUUUCUUGUAAAAGAUCCUAUUUUUUGUGGUAUGAAUAAUGUUGCACUUAGCAUCGCAACACUGCAUGAACUUUCGUUGGGAGAAAAAUCGAAAUUCAAGGAAUAUAUCUCUUCGCUUCCUUCGACCUAUUCCACUGUCGCCUAUUUAUCCGUUGAUGAUUUUGCUGUCGUGGAUGGCUUUCCUGCAGCUGAAUUGGUACUGAAUACGUACCGAAAUAUCUGCCGACAGUACGCUUAUUUCUAUCUCUUGUUUGAUCGGAUGAAAGAUGAGAUUGUUCUACCAAAUUACAUGAAGUCUUUCUGUUUCAAAGAUUACCAAUGGGCCAUAUCUACUGUAAUGAGCCGAAACAAUAUGAUUCCCGGAAACGAAGGUGAAGUGCUUUGUCUGAUACCACUCUGGGAUAUGAUCAAUCAUAAGCAAGGCCAGCUGACGACAGACUUUGAUCCGGCUUCACGAAGUCUAGUGUUCUAUGCCACGGAAUCGUAUGAAAAAGGCGAUGAGAUAUUCAUGGAUUAUGGCAAACGUACAAGCACUGAGUUUCUCUUGUACAGCGGCUUUGUUCCAGAAAUAAAUAGAUUCCAUAAAGUUCCAAUUAAACUAGGCUUAAGCAAAUACGAUAAACUCUUGACUCUUAGAACACGGGUUUUGGAGAAACAGAAAUUGUCGAGUGAAAUCAACGUAAGUGUCUCUUCACCAGAUGAAUCUCCUCUUCCGGUCGAUUUUUUUGUGUUUGGCCGCGUUUUCGUCAUGAGUGAAAGUGAACUUCAAUUUGCACUGAAAGCUGAUGAGAGUACGGACAACAUUCUAUCGAAUGUGCUUUCGGAUAAUCGUAUUGACAAUGCAGCUCGAAAGUUCAUUGAAGACCGCCUAACCUGCCUCGUUCGUGCCUACAAAUCGCGCCUUGAAAAGAAGCUGCAAUCUGCUCAAGUCAAAGGUCCACUUCAUGAGCACGAAGAUAAAGCUGAGAUGGCUGCACCGAGCGGUUUGACACAACAACCUCUCUAUGGAGGAGCGCUAGAGAUUCAGCUUCCAUCACCCGCCAAUGAUGUAAGUAACUUUCGUCAAGUGCCGGACAACCAGGAGAUCUUUGUUAAUCCAGCAAACAAUCAAAGCAUCAUUGUGGAUAUUCUUGAAGCUCUAUCCGAACCAGAUCUUGUCGAGGCUGUAAAAUUUCAUUUUCAAGAAAUCGCCGAAUGUAAUUCUGCUACUGAGACUAUUGUGGAUUCUGUUGAGGUUCAGAACAUUCCUGGUUGCCCUUCGGCCGUCCUUCUACGCGGAAAGCAGAAAACUGCCAAGUUCAAUAGGGAAGACAGUGACACUGUGGCUAUCUCAAUUAUGCUCUAUCGAUUCACCCAAUUCGCAUCCGAUAUCCUUGUGUGUUUUAAUGAUCCCAUAUUGUAA